Molecule: messenger RNA, 555 nt
Organism: Struthio camelus australis
Lineage: Eukaryota; Metazoa; Chordata; Aves; Struthioniformes; Struthionidae
Source: RefSeq, a predicted model, not a curated record
AUGGAGAACAGUCAGGGCUACCAGCAGGCCAAGGGAGGCCUCGUAAUGGCCUGGGUGCUGACCAAGGAGUCUUCAGCAUCUUACCUGGAGGAGAUCAAGUGCCUGGAGAGGGUGUCAUCAAAGCAAACUGCCUUUCAGUCUCCUCUGACUGCCCCGCAGUCCGCCUUGAUGGGGAAAUGCCGCCGGCCCCGCACGGCCUUCACUAGCCAGCAGCUCCUGGAGCUGGAGAAUCAGUUCAAGCUCAACAAGUACCUGUCCAGGCCCAAGCGCUUUGAGGUGGCCACGUCGCUGAUGCUGACCGAGACGCAGGUACCUGGGUCUUGGCGUGACAGAGGAUACUCUUCUCAGGGCAUUGACCUGCCUGGAGGGCUCCCGGCUCCUCUCUUAAAGCAAACUGAGUUCGUGGGGCGCAGCGCUGGCUCCGGCUUCCUACACUGCAGCACCGCCGAGCUGGGCUACGGCCCGGACUCCUCCUGCUCGGGCGGUGAGGAGGACGAGGAAGAGGAGGAGGACGAGAUGGGUGCCACGGAGAGGAAGAUCGGCUCUGUGUUGUGA